UACCCAUCCGCAUCCUUUGUUCGGUACAACAGUAGAUCUUUCUCAACUGGUCCUUUGCAAUCAUGUGAAACGAUUUAUGAGAGUAAUCUAAAAUGUUGUUCUAUUUUAGACAGUAACGAAUUUGUAAUUCAAAUAAACGAUUUGAAAAUGACUGAAAAUGAUUAUAAAGCUCUUGGAAUUGUUGACCGUAAUCUGACAUGGAAUAAUUUCUUAACAGUGUUACGAACAUUGAUUACCAUUGAUCCGACUGAUCAAGAUGUGUUUGAUGCAUUUAUUAUUCUACGAACUGACCCAAACACUAAUAAAAUUGGUAUUGCAAAAAUUAAAGACUUAUUAUCUGUUGUUCGAAAAAAUACAGAUGAUGAUGAUGAUGAUGUUUAUAAGGAACCACGAUAUACACUGCGCCGUAGUUUCUAUUCUAUUAUCUCUUAUAGUGACUUCAAAAUAUUAUUACAACGUGGAAUAUUUCGUCAAAUUUUAUUUAGUCAUCGAUGUUCAUUUAAAACAUUAGAUAAUGCAAUUAAAGAACUUCCUGAUUAA
Messenger RNA from Didymodactylos carnosus, 540 nucleotides. Lineage: Eukaryota; Metazoa; Rotifera; Eurotatoria; Philodinida; Philodinidae. The record is from the annotation of a GenBank genome assembly.